AUGCUCCCUCUAGGAUCAUCUUCGCCCUCCUCAUCCACUUCGGAAGAACCAGCAGCAACAGGUUUGAAGAAACUAUUCAACAAGAUUUGGUCAUUUGGAUCAACAAUUUCUGGAAUGGGACUUACGACGGGAACGGCUCUUGUUAUCUUGUACUUACCAAUCAUGAUGACGCAAGACAAUGAAAAGCUUGCCAUUUACCGAUUGAUGGCUAAUGCCUUCGGAAUUAAGUUAGACUUAAAUCCACAACAACAAGCAAAUGCGAAUGCCAAUAUUCAAGGAUUGGACAAGUUUUAA
Naegleria fowleri is the source of this 294-nucleotide messenger RNA. RefSeq lists its product as uncharacterized. Lineage: Eukaryota; Heterolobosea; Eutetramitea; Acrasida; Naegleriidae. The transcript has a single exon. The coding region runs from base 1 to 294 and encodes 97 amino acids. The record is from RefSeq and is a predicted model, not a curated record.